Molecule: messenger RNA, 5461 nt
Organism: Drosophila guanche
Lineage: Eukaryota; Metazoa; Arthropoda; Insecta; Diptera; Drosophilidae
Gene: THADA
Product: thyroid adenoma-associated protein homolog
Exons: 6
Coding region: 77-5350 (1757 amino acids)
Biological process (GO): tRNA methylation
Cellular component (GO): cytosol
Source: RefSeq, a predicted model, not a curated record
AUUUAUUGUUGUUAUUCGCUUUCCCCGUAUUCCCCAUUCCCAUUUUUGUUAUUUCUUUUCGAUUAAAGGUGGAACGAUGAACGAAUUAAAUUUGCGGGUGGCAGCAAUCAAGCUGUGUGCCCAUCCCAAACGUUUCGCGGAACUGCGCGACGCCCUCGUGCCGGUGCCCCACAAGUGGCAGCGAUCAUCGCAUAGCUUUGUGCAGCAGUUUGCAACGGCCAGCAGCAGCGCGGAGCAGGUGAUUGUCAUCCGGAAUUGUUUCUAUGCACGCCAUGAGCGGGAGGACCGUCGCUUGGCGGUGGGGCCAUUUCUGGCUAGUGUGCUCUUUGCCAGUCCGCUCAAGCACUCCGUGCGCAAUCAGUUGAUCAAACUCUUCUCGGACCAGUCGCUGGCCAAACAGUUGGGCCAUCCACAGCACACGAAGCCACAACUGUUGGCGGCACUGCGUGAGGCGCUGCGUGAAUUGGCGGCAACAGUGGCCGCCGCAGAACCACCACUGAGUCACGACCAGGUGAACGAUGUCUUUGUGUCGGCCAAUGCGUGUCUGCAAAACUUUCCGUUUGGCCGCGAGGCACUGGGCCACGAGCUGUCCAGCUUUUUGCCACUACUCAGCCUGGCCCUGGAACGCUAUUGGCGGGACAUCAGCAAUGGCUCCUUGGAGCUGUCGCCCACGCGCCUCAACGAGCUGUAUUUGUUUGUGCAGAAUGUGCUGCGCUUCCACGUGGGUGUGCUGUCCGAGUGGCGCGAUCAGCUGCCGAGCGAUGCGCCGCUGCAGCCGGUGCAGCUGCUUGCCGAGCAGGUGGCUCGCCACAGGGAUACCCCGUGGGAUGUGCGCUCGAUUGCUGGCCUUGUCAUAGGCAAGAAUGCGCGAUUCUUUGAUCGUUUGGCGGCGUAUCUGGAUGAGUCGUCGCGGGUCAUGCCCAUCGAGUGCCUGCCCAUACAGGCGGCUGCGCUGAAUGUGCUGCUGCCGGAGGACUAUCAACGCUUUGGCAGCCAGGCAGCGGACAUUGUCGAUCGCCUGCUGGAGCACACCGCCCACGAGGGCAGCCUCAACAAUGUGCUCGUGUACAUGGCCAAGCAUUUUCAUGCGUAUUCCAAGAGCUUGGGCCUGCCCGUGACGCAUCUGUCACCCGGCUACGAGCGCAUCCUUCAUGCAUUGCAGCGUUUCGCUUUGGUCAACAUUUGCAGUGCCACGGACUCGGUGCGCCACAUGUGCGGCGGCAUUUUCACGCAGAUACUGCAGCAUGGCCAAGCCAGCGGCCACGUCGCGCUCUUUCAAGCGGUCUACGCACGCUUCGAGGAUGGCAGCGACAGCCUCAAUGCUGGCUGCGUGGCACUUGAGAAGCUUGUAGGCGUUCGGGGUGCACGCGAGGCCAUCGGGCAUUGCCCCAGCCUCUUUGGACGCGUCUUUCCCGAGCAUUUGGGCGUGGAGGAUGCCGUCGAUGCGCUCUUUAAAGCCAUGAUGGUGGCCUCGCGCAAGGAGCAAUCCUUUGAGGAUUGGCGCCAUCAAUGGCUGGACCUGCUGCUGGAGGCCACACAGAACCAGAAGAAGCGACUGUCCGCCAUCGAGGCGCUGAUCACGCAAGCCGUCAAAGAGGAGCCGCGCGCAUUGCGUCACAUUUGGCUGCAGAACGACACGGCCCUGCCGUUCAGCACCACCCUGACGGCCAUACUGAGCGCACGCAACGCCGAGUCCAAUGAGCUGCGGCAGUGCCUGCUCGGUGCGCACAGCCAGCGGCUGCGCGAGGCUCUAGUCGGGCAGGACGAUCAUCUGCGGCUGCUCACGCUGCGCUUUGUGAGCGCUGCGGCACGGCCCAGUGAGCCGCUCAGCCUCGAGGAGCGUGACAUUAUUGGACACUAUCUGCAGCACAACAUUAACAAUCCGAGUGCGCACAUACGGCAGCUGGGCUUUGGCCACAUGCUGAAGGUGAUGCGACGCCUUGAGCUCUGCCUGGCGGAGCACAGGAAGCGUCCCACGGCCACGGGUGCCGAGCAAAUGGAUUAUUUGCGCGCACUCAUGGCCCUGCUGGCCGACAAUCUCUUUCAUUCGGCCAACUACGGACGCCGUUGGCUGUCGCUGCGUCUGCUCCAGAGCUGUGCGCUGAUGUGCAGCCGCCUGGACAUGCCCAUGAAGGAUAUACUGACCGCCAGCCAGGCGGCACGCGUUGAGGCCUGCCUCUGGGACAGCUACGAGCACAACAAGCUGGUGGCCGCCCAGCUGCUAGUGCAGCUACAGCCGCGCACACGCAUCCAGCCGGAGCGUGUGUUGGAGCUGCUGCAAUCGCUGCGACCCCCGGACUCGCUGACGGGCGCCUAUCUGCUGCAGGUGCACUGCCAGGCCGAUCAAGUGGAGACGCCGCUGACGGUGCAGCUGCCCCCUGGAGUGCGCUAUCAGCCGCGCAUCUAUGCGGCGCUGCAGUGGCUGCUGCAGCCGCUGCGCGAGGCACUGGCCCUGGCCAGCACAAAUCUCGCCGAAGCGGCCAAGCUGAGUCCCAUGUACGGGCUGCUGCUGGCCAGUCGCCACCUCAUCGAGCUGCUGGCGUUGAAGGAGCUGGCCCGGGAGCCGCUGUGGCGGCAGUAUGUGCAGGAUCUGGUCGCUGUGUGCAUGGCCAUUAGCGAGGUGGUGCUGCCGGUGGUGAGCAGUGUGGCGCCCGAGGGCUACUUGCCGGAGACCAGUGACCAGGAGACGGAUCAGCAGGUGGCAAAUGUGCUGCGCCGACGCCUCGAUGCCGAUGCCUUGCGUCAGAUUCAAACCACGCCGCAAAUGGUGCUGCUCUGCGCUUGGCGCAGCAUCAAGGAAGUGUCCAACAUACUCGGCGGCCUCGUGGAACGUUCGCCACUCGAGCAGGAGCAGCAGCAGCAGGAGGCAGGAGAAUAUCUGCUGAGCGGCAGUCAGCUAACGGCCAUUGGUGAUCAUUUCCUAUUACUGCUGGCCGAGAUCAAGCAUCGUGGCGCCUUCGAGCAGGCCUAUGUGGGCUUCAGCAUGCUCUGUCGCCGCUUCUGGCACAGCGAUGCGGCGGCACUCAAUCAGUUGCCAGCCGCUUGGGUGAACGAGGCGCUCGACAUGAUACAGGGAGAGCCACAGGAUAAGCAAGAGCAACAGGAGCAGCAAUCCCCAUCACGGUUGUGUCCCACGCGUCGCAGUGCUGGCAUACCCUACAUGCUGCAGGCACUCGUCUGCUCAGAGCUGAAGCUGGGCACCCACAACACGCUGCAUCGCUGCAUGUUGCGGCUGCUCAAGGUGUGCGAGACCAGUGAGGCGGGCGCCGCUCGCUGUCAUGCCCUCAACAUAAUGCGUGCCUUAUUCCGCAGCAGCGAGCUGGCCGAUCUGGUGGGUGAGUUUGUGGCGCGCGGCAUCGUCUGCACGCUGAAUGGUUUGCUGGCUAGCGAUUGGGCGGAACAAAACAGCGCCAGCCUGCUGCUGGCCACGCUAGUCGUUCGUGUCUUUGGCGUGGAACGGCCGCGCGAUGACGCCGGCGAGCUGCACAUACGCAAUCGGAUGACGGGACGCAUCUUCUUCACACGCUACCCGGAGCUUUACAACUACUUUAGCCGGGGUCUGGCCCAGGCCGCACUCGGUCCGCGGACGCUGCAUGGCGCUCAAAAGAUUCAUUUGCAGAGCAUGCUCAUGCUGCUCAGUCGGCUCUAUCCCUCGUCGAUGGAGGGCGCCGAGUCCACACUGAAGCUCAGCAAUUUUGUGCCAGAUCUGCUGAAAAUCAGCCUCUGUGCGGAUGUUUUGACGCGCGAGAAGGCCGCAGCGGUGCUUGGCAAUUUCGUGGACGAUCAGGAUGCGAUUGUGCGGCUAAGGUCCAUCCUUGUGCAAAUGAUGGCGCUGCAUGGACGAUUAAAUGCACCAUCCUUCGCCCAAGAGGCUGCUCCAAUGCUGAGCCACAAUCGUAUCCAUGGCCGAGAGCGUUUGCUGUUGGAGCUGUACCGGCGGCUGCGCUGGAGCCGCCCGAAUCUCAUACGAAUGAUGCUAAAGACACUGCCAAAAGUGACGCUGGAUCUGCUCGGCCGAAGCGUCUUUCUGUUCAAUGGAAUGCUGGAGCUGCUGGUGGCCAUACUGGAGGAUGUGGCACAGGGACAGCUCGAAGAGAGUUUGAUUGUAGAGCUGCGGCAGGUGUACGCGGUGUCGCCUGGUCGCAUCUAUGACGUGUGCCGAAGGGAGCGUCUCUCGCCGAAGAUCUUCCAGGUGUUUGGGCUGCAUCUGCACCGAUUGGAGUGCGGUGCGGGCGCUGCCAUGAAGCACAUUGUCGAGGAUCUGUGUGGCACACAGUCGCCGCCCAUGGAGAUUGAGGAGCUGAAGGGUGAGCUGUUGCUGUACGUGGCGCUGCAGGAUUUGCCACCGCUGCAUCCCGAUCUGGUCAAUGCCGGCGAUGUGAAGGUGCUGAGCUUCUCCAGCGACAUUGUGCGCUACCACAAGGCCCUAACUCCCGACCAGCGACAGGAGCUGGCCCGUGGCAUCGCCUCGUCGCCCUCGGUGCACGCCUGCCUGCGACGCAUGUACGCCUGGGGACAGCAGGGUCCGCCCCAUUGCUGGAGCCUACAGCUGGCCGGCCGCAUUGGUAUCCUGCAGCUGCUGCUGCCCCUCGAUCCCAUAAUCGAUCUGGAUCGACUGCUGGAGCUGGGGCUGGAGAACAAUGCUGCGCACGUGCACUUUGGCCUGGUGCUGGCCAUCAAGCGGCUGAUGGACCGCCAGGCGGAGUUGCCGCAGUCCAUCUGGGUGCUGCUGCUGGAGUAUGCGCAGAUCCUGAGCUAUGCCACACAGCCAGUCUAUCUGCGGCACAAGGCCAUCGGACUGUGCGAGCGCAUCGGCACCGAAAUCGGACGUCAGCUCUUCCUGGGCGAUGUGGAGAUCCUCGGCCGCUAUGCCCGGCUGGUGCUCCUGCUGCUGGUCGACGAUGACGAGGGACUGCGCAACGAUGCGGCCGUCAUGGCCGAACAAAUGCUGCGGGAAGGCGUGCACCCACAGCCCCAGCCCCAGCCCCAGCCCAAGAAGAUUCUCGCGAAUGUUGUGUUCAAGGAGUUCCUCAGACAUUUCAUUGCCAGCCUGGAGAAGUACGGCAGCGACAGCGGCUUCCUAUUGCGCCUCUUUAACAUCAUUGUCGAGCCAUUCCUGCUGAUGGCGCAGGAGGCACCCACCCAGGAGCAUGGCACCCUCGCGGAGGAUGGCGGCGAUGUCGAUCUGUUCGACAAGCAGGGCUGCAAUCUGUACUGCGAGACGCUGAUGGUUAUCCGCGAGGUGGCCGAUGGCUUCACAGCGGCCUUUGACCAGGACUCGGCCCUGCUGGCGUCCAUCGAGGAGGUGCUACGUGCUCGUGUCGUUUGGUCGCGCAGCCAAUGGGACUAGGAGAUGCCGCAGCUGCUGCUCCAUCGUCAAACCUGCAAAGUUCAAACAAUUGUCAGACAGUACCACUGUUUUUAAGAGAAGUUAUCUACAUACAUACAAAUACAAUUAUUU